AGGCGCUACCCAUUUUUUCUCUUUCUAAUUGUCUCUUGAAAAUAUCGUUCCUAGUUCAUUGAUUAUUCUUUCCAAUCAAAUUUCUUAAACUCAUAGAGUAAUACAAAAUAGAGAUCCUUCUUAAGAACUUAAGAAGGAUCUCUUAAGUUUUGUUUUGUCUUUUUGUUUUCGCCAAUACUAGUUGGUGAAAACCCAAGGUUUAUUAUUCUUCUCCUUCCUCUUUCUUUGUUAUAUAUUACUUCGUGAUUGUUACCUUCAUUAGGUUUCUUAAAUAUAUCUGAAAGUAUUAUAUUUAUUCAAAAUAUAUGUAUAUAUGCUACAUUAUUGUUUCCUUCGUUAGGUUUCUUAUGAAAUUAUGUUUCAUACAUAUAUAUGAUUAUGCCUAGUUUUUGGGAAAACUUCUUUUGAAUUUUCAUUUUUUUUCAAUUUUCUUUACUAGUGUCUUGCAAUUAUGAUGAUCUAAAUAAAAAAAGUAUGGAAAACAUUUUCUAGUCAAUCAUGUAAUAGCUUGCAACCUAUUUAAUUUUUCAAUGGAUUUGAGCUACUUAUCACAUAACGAAAGGGAAUUGGUAGGAAACUAUAUAAAUGACAUUUUGUAAUAAUAAUAUCGUAUUACAUUGUUUUUGCUUAUUAUUUCAUAUAACUAUCUCCUUGCAAGCGCAUUCUUUUCAAUGACAUUAAUUCUUUGGUUGAUUCAUUUCUAGGAACCUGAAUCCAUAUAUGCUACAUGUAUAUUGGAUGGAAGGGGAAUUGGAAGACAAAAUGAUUUAGGCAGCAUUAGAACUUCAACCUUUUGAAAGGGACAAGCCUAUUCAAGCACUGGUGACCUCUGAAGAUAAUUUGAGGAGAAAAUAACUUGCCAGAAAUAGGUUUCCAUCUACACACCAUACAUUUUUUUGUGUACUUUGUGGCAUCCAAGAAGUUGCAAUGGUAGAGGGAAAGAUUGAGAGAAUCCUACAAGCUGAUGCUCUAGAGGGUCUUCCUAUGGCCUCAGAGAGCAAUGUCUUUCCCAUGAUUCCAGAUACUGAUUCAUUCUUGCUAGUGCCCAAAAAUAAUGAUCUUGGGAAGGAAGAUGAUGGUGGGGAUGAAAAUGAUCAUCCUCAUCAAGAUGAAGGUAAAGUCGAUGGGCAAACAACAGUGUCAAAUGGUGGACACGUGAGAAGAUUCUCAACGGGGAACAUUAGCAUCCCAUACACCAAAGUAAAAAUCCUUUCCCGAUACCUUGCCACCUCGGGUGGUUCUUGCCACGAUUACUGCAAGUAUGGAGCGAGAAAAGAAGGUGAAGAAUGUGAUCAUGAAGAGACACACAACACAAUGAGUAGCUCAGGCACUUUGAGGAGGUUCAAUGAUACACUGGGCAAAGGGCAUCAUGACAUGUUUAAGCAAGCUGCUGCAACUCUGAUGGAGAGGAGGAGGAAAAUGGCAAUAUCCCACGUCACUCCAGCAAAGACGACUGUGGCUUUGAGUACGUGUUCUGGGAGCCCCAAACUUGAUUCCCAAACUGCAGGGAGUAGUAGAAAAGAUGUCACAUCAAAUAAGAGAGGAACCAAUAGUAGUAUUGUUUCAGAAGAUGGUGUUUCCCCAAAGCCUCAAAGACGUAAUCAUUCUUUUUCCAAGAAUGGUACUCACAAUAAUCCAUCCAGACUUGGCUCAUCAUCUUCCUCUGAACUAGGUGUCCUUGGCAGCCCAAAUUUGUACCCAUUAGUGAAAAGAGAUGUGUCGCCCUCUAUGAAGAGUACAACUCCCCUGCCAAAACCUGCAAUAGUACUAUCAGAAAUUGUUGCUAGUCCCAAACCUCAAAAUCCCAGAAGAUCAGUGUCCGUGCCUAAGGUGGAAGGUUCAUCUUCAGCCAAUAAGCUGCCCAUCUUGUCCAAGAUCUUCUCAUCCUCGUCAUCAUCUUUGGCAGAGGUUGGCAUCCCAUCAUCAUCAGGCCAUUAUUCGAAACCCCGGAGAGUUGAGGCUUUUGUUUCUCCGUUUCAUAGGAGAGGAUCUAGCAUGUCCAAAUUGUCACUCUCACUUAAUGACGUUCAAGUUUCCAAAAUAACUAGUCUUGGUACACAACAGAGGACAGAAUCAAGGCGAUGCAAGUCUCAUUUACCAAAGAGCCUUAGUGCUAGAGAAGAUAGAAGAGAGCAAAGAACUAAAAAGUUGGAAGCUUCAGUGACUGGUGCUCUGAAUUGGGGUUCCAUUUCUAUGAACAGAAAGACUGUCGGUUCUACGAGAACAGGUGCUAGUGAGGAAAAAGAGACUAUUUCUUCUCCUGCAAAGAAUAAGUUCUUGAGGAGACAAUCCAUCUCGGAACCUCUUAAGAGCCCAAGCAGAAAUCCUUCGAGAUUGAAUCUUGAGAAUAUGAAGGCCAUCUCUCAGUCCAAAAAGGAUCAGACCACCAAUAACAAUAUUAAUGUUAAGAAGCCUAAUGAAAUGGAGCAACUCAAGAAUGAACGAGUUGAAGAUCCAAUAAGCACAUCAUCUAUUGAUGUUGGUGAGCAGAACAUGAUUAAUAUUGAUAUGGAAGCAGCAACAACUGCCACGGAGAAAAGAGGUUCAAUCAAAAUAGCUUCACCAACCAAUAAAAUUGAGGCUAACAGCAACCAUAAUGCUCAAUCGAGUGCACUGUCCACAAGGGCAAGGAAUAUGUCGACGGGUGCAAAGAAUCACAUUCGUAGCAGCAACUCUCAUCCGUUCCGUGAGAAGUACAAGAUUAAUCUACGGCGCUCCAGAGCUCGAUCUGUGAUUUCUGAACCCAUGGCUAGAUCCAAGGAUUGUCACAGUGUAAUCUCAUCGACUGAAAGUUGUGAAACCGACCUUGUCCUAGAGCAGAAAGCAUUGGAUAGAGUUAUAACUUCCAGGACAAGUAACAGACGCACAAGACGUGGGACCAUAUUGAGCAUUAAAAACCGAGAUGAACAGCCUAGGAAACUUCAUUUCAGGCCGGGUAGAGUGAUCGAGUUCAAGCCUGAGAUUACUAGCCUCCCGAGGAGGCUCAAGUUUAAGAGGAGAGCACCACGAAGCGACAGCUCACAGUCCAAAGUUGAGGUGACUUCUGGUGUGUUAAGGAAGGGUGGCGGGAGGAGAGAAGGCCCUCCUCGUCGAGUCGAGUUUAUGGAUACCGAGAAAGUGAUAUUGAGACACCAAUACAUGCAAGGAGAGAAAGUGUUGCAAGCUUCACAGAACAACGUAAUCGAAGAAACAGCGAGUAAGCUGGUGGAGGACAGGAAGAGCAAAGUGAAGGCUUUGGUUGGAGCUUUUGAGUUGCUGCUCACUCUUCAAGAUUCCAAACCCGUUCCCACUAUUAGUGUAUGAGCACAUCAUCAUCAACUGUACAUGUCGAGUGGCGACGUCUUUUUCCAAGUGUCAGUGUGUUGUUAGUCGCAUGUAUACAUACAUACAUGCACACUUACAUUAUACUUAAGAAAGGGGGAAAUGAAGAAACAUAUAUACACAUUUGCUAAUGCACAAAAAAAAAAAAUGAAAGCAACCAGGCAUAACAUAAAUAAUGGUUUGAUAGCAUUUUCUUCAGUUCAACUCUUACUUCUCCCCUAUUGAUAUAAAGUGAAGGUGGAGUCUGUCUCUUUCACCCCAUUUUUUAGUCUCUCAAAUACUUGUGAGUUUCAGAUGGUUAUCAUAAUGCAAUAAAGAGUAUUUUUGGUU
This is a messenger RNA of Linum trigynum, 3651 nucleotides long. The record is from the annotation of a GenBank genome assembly. NCBI's taxonomy places the organism in Eukaryota, Viridiplantae, Streptophyta, Magnoliopsida, Malpighiales, Linaceae.